AUGGGGAAAGAUAAAGCACCAGCCAGUACGAGUGGCGUCACAGGGUACGGCAACAAACCGCUAAGCCGUCCAGCCCAUGCACUGGCCUGGGAAACAGUCGCCGAUGAGCUGGACACGAGCGCCCAGGGUGGUCUUACAGCUUCUGAUGCACAAAGUCGGCUGGAUCAGUACGGGCGUAACGACAUUGGGAAUGCCUCGUCCACCAGUGCCGUCAGAGUCCUGCUCAAGCAGGUGGCCAACGCCAUGACUUUUAUCCUCAUUCUGGCGACGGCGGUGAGUCUAGGUAUCGAGGCCUGGAUUGAAGGUGGCGUUCUGGCAGCCGUUGUGCUGAUCAACAUCGUCGUGGGAUUUAUACAAGAGUUUCAGGCUGGAAAGACCAUGGACUCUCUUCGCACAUUGAGCUCGCCCACAGCUACGGUUGUUAGGGACCAGCAGGUGCUCUCGACGCAGACGGCAGAGAUUGUCCCGGGUGAUCUGGUAGAGAUGAAGACGGGUGAUACAAUCCCCGCUGAUGUUAGACUCAUAGAAGCGUUGAAUUUCGAGACAGACGAAGCCUUACUUACCGGCGAAUCCCUCCCCGUUCGAAAACUGGUGUCAGACACUUUCGAAGAUGACACCGGACCCGGCGACCGGUUGAAUAUCGCAUACAGUUCAUCUACCGUGACAAAAGGGCGGGCAAAAGGCGUUGUGUUUGGCACAGGCAUGCAUACCGAGAUUGGAUCUAUUGCUGCGGCGCUUCGGGAAAAGGGGUCUGGUGGAUUGAAGGUGCAGCGCAGGUCGGAUGGCUCUGCAAGUGCUUGGAGCUAUACUGUCGCUGUUUUCAUGGUCAUCGUAUCCUUCAUUGGAGGCUUUCUUGGGACUAAUGUUGGGACACCCCUGCAACGGAAGCUUUCCAGGCUUGCAAUAUUCCUCUUCUUCACGGCGGUUUUGUGCGCGAUUAUCGUGCUCGCGGCGAACAGAUUCAAUAGCCAGAAAGAAGUCAUUAUAUAUGCUGUGGCUACUGGACUUAGCAUGAUUCCUUCGUCAUUGGUUGUGGUCCUGACCAUCACCAUGACUGUUGGAACGAAACGGAUGGUCGAGAGGCAGGUCAUCGUGAGGAACUUGAACUCUUUAGAGGCACUCGGGGCGGUUACUGACAUCUGCUCCGAUAAAACUGGGACCUUGACGCAGGGGAAAAUGGUGGCCAAAAAGAUCUGGAUUCCCGCCCGCGGAACAUAUUCGGUCGGCGAGUCAAGCGAGCCCUACAAUCCCACGAUUGGGGGACUUAGCAAUGACCCAAAGGAGCCGCGACAUAUCGAUUUCACGAACUCUGUUGAGGAAGAAAAACUGGACAGGGCGGAACGGUUCCUUGAAGGAAAUCCAGAGUUAGAGGAAUACCUCAAGACAGCUUCACUUGCUAACCUCGCUGUGGUUUUCAAAGAGGACUCCGGAGAAUGGAAAGCGCGAGGAGAUCCCACCGAGAUCGCGAUCCAGGUCCUGGCCUCCCGCUUCGGGUGGAAUCGCCUAAACUUCACCGAGGGUGAAAUUCCCUCGUGGAAGCAGGUGGCCGAGUUCCCGUUUGAUUCGGAUGUCAAGAGGAUGUCCGUGAUUUUUGAAGAGGCUUUGACCGGCAAGAGCUAUGUGUUUACCAAAGGUGCAGUUGAAAGAGUCAUUGCAUCCUGUACAUCAGUUCACACCCAAUCUGGUGGCCAAGCUGAGCAAAUGACCGAAGAAAUUAAAGAAAAUAUUCUUGCUAAUAUGGAGGCAAUUGCUGCAUUGGGCCUUCGGGUGCUCGCGCUCGCCAGCAGGGAAUAUCACGAGUCGAUCGACGACUCCGAAGAUAUUAAAAGAGAUACCGUCGAGAGCGACCUGGUAUUUCGUGGAUUAAUCGGUCUAUACGACCCUCCGCGACCGGAAUCCGCGCCUUCUGUCCGUCGUUGUCAUGAAGCCGGCAUUUCUGUCCAUAUGUUGACGGGAGACCAUCCUGGAACAGCACGAGCGAUUGCCUUGGACGUGGGGAUUUUACCAUCACGCAUCAACGAGCUAAGCAAGGAUGUUCUUGAUGCAAUGGUGAUGACGGCUCAUCAAUUUGAUAAAUUGUCGGAUGAUGAGGUCGAUGCUUUGCCGACCUUGCCUCUGGUAAUCGCGCGAUGCGCUCCGAGCACCAAAGUGCGAAUGAUCAAAGCUUUACAUCGACGGAAAAAAUUUGCGGGCAUGACUGGCGAUGGUGUGAACGAUUCUCCGUCCCUGAAAGAUGCAGACGUGGGUAUUGCAAUGGGCCAGGCUGGAUCCGAUGUCGCCAAAGACGCCUCGGAUAUUGUCCUAACUGACGAUAACUUUGCCUCGAUUCUUAAUGCUAUCGAGGAAGGGCGGCGGAUGUUUGACAAUAUUCAAAAGUUUAUCCUCCACGUGUUGUCCCAGAACUUUGCACAGGCUCUCGUUCUCCUCGUCGGGCUUGCAUUCAAAGACGAACAGGAUCUUUCGGUCUUCCCACUAAGUCCCGUCGAAAUUGUUUGGCUGGUCAUGAUUACUUCCGGGUUGCCAGACAUGGGACUAGGCUUCGAGCAAGCAACAGCUGACAUCAUGUCCCGACCACCGCGAAGCAUCAAAAAAGGCAUCUUCACCCUCGAAGUCAUGAUCGACAUGAUCGUCUACGGAAUAUGGGUGGCCGCCCUAUGCCUUGGCGCCUUCACCCUCGUCAUGUACGGCUUCGGCAAAGGCAAAUUCGGCAACGACUGCAACAACGAGCUCGAGGGAUGCGAGAUCGCCUUCCGCGCUCGCGCCACAACAUUCGCGUGUCUCACCUGGUUCGUGCUCUUCCUGGCCUGGGAGAUGAUCGACAUGCGGCGGUCGUUCUUCAAUAUGCGUCCGUCGUCCUCGCAUAGCUGGACACAAUUCGCGCGGGAUAUUUGGCAGAACCCGUUCCUUUUCUGGGCUAACAUUUCUGGGUUUGUGAUGGUGUUUCCGUUGCUUUAUAUCCCUGUUAUAAAUACGAAGGUGUUUCGGCAUACUGGCAUCUCCUGGGAGUGGGCGAUUGUUAUUGUUGGAACGGUGUUGUUUUUUCUGGGCGCUGAGAGCUGGAAGUGGGUGAAAAGGGCGUAUUUCCGGCGGGUGGCGGCGAAGGUGGAAGGGCAGGGCGUUGGUCUUGAGGUUUGA
Aspergillus melleus is the source of this 3135-nucleotide messenger RNA. RefSeq names its product P-type ATPase. Bases 1 to 3135 code for a protein of 1044 amino acids. The transcript has 6 exons. The record is from RefSeq and is a predicted model, not a curated record. NCBI's taxonomy places the organism in Eukaryota, Fungi, Ascomycota, Eurotiomycetes, Eurotiales, Aspergillaceae. Gene Ontology annotation, molecular function: ATP binding; ATP hydrolysis activity; P-type calcium transporter activity. Gene Ontology annotation, biological process: intracellular calcium ion homeostasis; calcium ion transmembrane transport. Gene Ontology annotation, cellular component: plasma membrane.